Molecule: messenger RNA, 1805 nt
Organism: Aureobasidium uvarum
Lineage: Eukaryota; Fungi; Ascomycota; Dothideomycetes; Dothideales; Saccotheciaceae
Source: the annotation of a GenBank genome assembly
CAAUGGCACCCAUCGACGUACCCAGCUUUGCUGACAAGCAACUACAGCUCCUGGCUGCAGAACUGAAUGCCGAGCUCGAAGAAACCGCUCUGCUCACCGCCACACAUGCGCCGUCCACUCUCGCACGCGCCGGUCUGGCUGUCCUGAACCUCGCUGUCAGCGCUCAACGCACAGGUUUGGGUGGUAAGUCUCUGGUCGAGCUUUCUCUGGAUCCCGCCAUUGCCGGUACCGAGACUCAGCUCCCCGAACAUGGCUUGCGCGUGGGGGACAUCGUCGGUGUUUCCGAGCAGCCAAAGGGCGCAGAGAAGAAGAAAGAGCGCCAGGACAUGGAGAAGAAACAGAUACAGGGUGUGGUCGUCAAAGUCUUGAGGGAGAUCAUUGUUGUUGCUUUGGACAAGGAUGAAGUUGAUAUCCCAGGCGGAAAACUCUGGCUGUUUGUGAUCUCUGCAUGUUCGUCUUGGAGAAGAAUGCUGUUGGCUGAUAGGAUGAACCAAACCAUGACAAAGUUGUUGAAGAUGCCUGAGAGCGAACACUCAACGCUUAUGCGCGUUCUGUUUGGUCAGUCUUCGGCAGUCGCAGUCCAGCCUGCAGACAUGGCAAAGGACCUCGAAUGGUUGGACCCAUCUCUCAACGACUCGCAGAAGGAAGCCAUCAAGUUCGCACUCGCCUCUCCUGAGGUUGCCUUGAUCCACGGCCCGCCAGGCACAGGAAAAACUCACACGUUGAUUGAGUUGAUACGCCAAUGUCUGAAACAAGGUCUUAGACUUUUGGUCUGCGGACCCAGCAACAUCUCAGUCGACAACAUUGUUGAGAGGCUGUCACCACACAAAGUGCCAAUGGUCAGGCUUGGUCACCCAGCUCGUCUCUUGCCGGGAGUCUUGAACCACAGUCUCGACAUCUUGACACGUACGAGUGAUGCCGCUGAGCUGGUCAAAGAUAUCCGCAAUGAGAUGGAUGCUAAACAAGCAAGCAUACGCAAAACAAGAAAUGGCAGAGAGCGCAAGGCCAUAUAUGGCGAAAUCAAGGAGCUGCGCAAGGAUUACCGACAGCGUGAAGCUUCCUGCGUGAACAGUCUGGUCCGAGAAAGCAAAGUCGUCCUUGCUACACUACACGGCUCCGGUGGGUUUCACCUCAAGAAUCAAAAGUUUGAUGUUGUCGUCGUCGACGAAGCCAGUCAAGCUCUGGAAGCACAGUGCUGGGUGCCUCUGUUGAGCAGCGGCGCUAGCAAACUGGUCCUGGCUGGAGACCAUCUGCAACUCCCACCCACAAUCAAGAGCUUGAACUCCAAGUCAAUCAAGAACAAACCCAAGACAGGCCAGGAUGACGACGUCAAUCUAGAGACGACGCUCUCCGAUCGAAUGCUUGACCUCUAUGGAGAUAGUAUCAAGCGCAUGCUGACCAUCCAGUACCGAGAGAGCAAGAGCAACGAACUUGAAGCAGCCAUCGUCAAAAAGCACGUACAGAGCCUGGUCGAUGCUGGCGUCAAAGCAGAGGAUAUUGCUGUCGUCACACCAUACAACGGACAGCUUGCUGUGUUGUCACAACUGCUCAAGGAGAGGUUCAUUGGUAUCGAACUCGGAAGCAUCGAUGGUUUCCAAGGUAGAGAAAAGGAGGCUGUGGUUGUCAGCCUUGUCCGCAGCAAUGCAGAGCACGAAGUUGGCUUCCUCGCUGAAAAGCGAAGACUCAAUGUUGGCGAUUCCGAGACGGUAGGCCGAGGCAGCAAAUUCCUCAAGAGCUGGAUGGAGUUUCUCGAGGAGAAUGCAGACCUGCGCUAUCCGGAUCUGGACGACUUAUUGCGCGAGGAG